GGCACCCGGUCGGACUCGGUUGGGCUCGGGCGGCCCCGCCUCCCCCCGCCCGCCAGGCGGGCCCUUCUCGACGGCGCGGGGCGGGCCCUGCGGGCGCGGGGCUGAAGGCGGAACCACGACGGGCAGAGAGCACGGAGCCGGGAAGCCCCUGGGCGCCCGUCGGAGGGCCCAGCGCGGCGCGGAGGGCUAUGGAGCAGCGGCCGCGGGGCUGCGCGGCGGUGGCGGCGGCGCUCCUCCUGGUGCUGCUGGGGGCCCGGGCCCAGGGCGGCACUCGUAGCCCCAGGUGUGACUGUGCCGGUGACUUCCACAAGAAGAUUGGUCUGUUUUGUUGCAGAGGCUGCCCAGCGGGGCACUACCUGAAGGCCCCUUGCACGGAGCCCUGCGGCAACUCCACCUGCCUUCUGUGUCCCCAAGACACCUUCUUGGCCUGGGAGAACCACCAUAAUUCUGAAUGUGCCCGCUGCCAGGCCUGUGAUGAGCAGGCCUCCCAGGUGGCGCUGGAGAACUGUUCAGCAGUGGCCGACACCCGCUGUGGCUGUAAGCCAGGCUGGUUUGUGGAGUGCCAGGUCAGCCAAUGUGUCAGCAGUUCACCCUUCUACUGCCAACCAUGCCUAGACUGCGGGGCCCUGCACCGCCACACACGGCUACUCUGUUCCCGCAGAGAUACUGACUGUGGGACCUGCCUGCCUGGCUUCUAUGAACAUGGCGAUGGCUGCGUGUCCUGCCCCACGAGCACCCUGGGGAGCUGUCCAGAGCGCUGUGCCGCUGUCUGUGGCUGGAGGCAGAUGUUCUGGGUCCAGGUGCUCCUGGCUGGCCUUGUGGUCCCCCUCCUGCUUGGGGCCACCCUGACCUACACAUACCGCCACUGCUGGCCUCACAAGCCCCUGGUUACUGCAGAUGAAGCUGGGAUGGAGGCUCUGACCCCACCACCGGCCACCCAUCUGUCACCCUUGGACAGCGCCCACACCCUUCUAGCACCUCCUGACAGCAGUGAGAAGAUCUGCACCGUCCAGUUGGUGGGUAACAGCUGGACCCCUGGCUACCCCGAGACCCAGGAGGCGCUCUGCCCGCAGGUGACAUGGUCCUGGGACCAGCUGCCCAGCAGAGCUCUUGGCCCCGCUGCUGCGCCCACACUCUCGCCAGAGUCCCCAGCCGGCUCGCCAGCCAUGAUGCUGCAGCCGGGCCCGCAGCUCUACGACGUGAUGGACGCGGUCCCAGCGCGGCGCUGGAAGGAGUUCGUGCGCACGCUGGGGCUGCGCGAGGCAGAGAUCGAAGCCGUGGAGGUGGAGAUCGGCCGCUUCCGAGACCAGCAGUACGAGAUGCUCAAGCGCUGGCGCCAGCAGCAGCCCGCGGGCCUGGGAGCCGUUUACGCGGCCCUGGAGCGCAUGGGGCUGGACGGCUGCGUGGAAGACUUGCGCAGCCGCCUGCAGCGCGGCCCGUGACACGGCGCCCACUUGCCGCCUAGGCGCUCUGGUGGCCCUUGCAGAAGCCCUAAGUACGGUUACUUAUGCGUGUAGACAUUUUAUGUCACUUAUUAAGCCGCUGGCACGGCCCUGCGUAGCAGCACCAGCCGGCCCCACCCCUGCUCGCCCCUAUCGCUCCAGCCAAGGCGAAGAAGCACGAACGAAUGUCGAGAGGGGGUGAAGACAUUUCUCAAUUUCUCGGCCGGAGUUUGGCUGAGAUCGCGGUAUUAAAUCUGUGAAAGAAAAAAACAAAACAAAACAAAACAAAACAAAAACGGCUUCUUGGCGUUUCUGCGGGGCUGGGGUGUUAAGUGGACUGGACUUUUCUCGAGGGAGUCGAAGGGGACGGGAAUCUUGUCACCCCGGGAUCUGGCACCCAUGGUGGAGUCCAGUGUGGCCUUAGCUCCCAAGCCUGCCCCUCCCAAGUCCACUCUGGCUCAAUUACCCCGAGAAGGAGAGAGCAAGUCGCGGCCACAGCGAGUGAGUGAACCG
Messenger RNA from Pan troglodytes (chimpanzee), 1955 nucleotides. RefSeq names its product TNF receptor superfamily member 25 (gene TNFRSF25). Lineage: Eukaryota; Metazoa; Chordata; Mammalia; Primates; Hominidae. Gene Ontology annotation, biological process: signal transduction. The record is from RefSeq and is a predicted model, not a curated record. Gene Ontology annotation, molecular function: protein binding. The coding region runs from base 189 to 1442 and encodes 417 amino acids. The transcript has 10 exons. Gene Ontology annotation, cellular component: plasma membrane.